AUGAUGGGUACGGCAUAUGUUUGUAAAUUAGGGAUUUUGCCUGAUGAAGACUGUUGGUCAGUAUUGAGACAUUAUGCUGCCUUUGCUGAGAGGCAAGAAGAAGAGCGAGAGAAGUUGAAAAAAAUUGGCAUGGAACUCGCAAAGAAGUGUAAGGGAUUGCCUCUUUCAGCGAAGACUUUAGGAAGUCUUUUGCGCUUCAAAAAGUCAAAACAGGAUUGGCAAGAUGUGUUGGAAAGCGAUAAAGACAUUCAAUAUUCGAAAGCUAAAUAUGAAUAUUACAUAAUGCAUGAUCUUAUCCACGAUUUUGCAAAAUCCCUUGGAGAGAACGAAUGCUUCACUUUUACAACUAAAGAUACCAUGAAUGCUCAGGAACCCAGCUGUAGUAGAGCCCGCCAUUUAUCUCUUGUAGUAGUAGUAGAAGAGAAAUGUAUGAAUAUUCCUUCUUUCACUUACAAGGCAAAGAGUCUGCGCACUCUUAAAAUCGUUGGAGGAGGACAGAUUCCUAAAGUUUCUUCUGAUUUAUUUCUUCGUUUAACAUGUCUGAGGACACUAGAUUUGGCUGAUAGUUACCUUGAAGAGCUACCAAAGGAGAUUGGAAAGUUGAUACAUCUAAGGUACCUUAACUUGUCCGCGGCAAGGUUUAGAGAACUACCUAAAUCAGUGACACGUCUUUACAAUUUGCAGAUAUUAAUUCUUGAGCGAUGCAGUAAUCUUUGUAAACUACCUAAAGGGAUUUGGGGAUUGGUCAAUUUGAUAGAUCUUGAUCUGUCAGAAUGUCUCCGACUAUGUUACUUACCGGAAGGUAUUGGGAGAUUAAGCAGACUGCGUAGUUUGUCGGACUUCAUUAUCGGUGGGGUGGAGAGAGGAGGACGAGGAUGUAAGAUUGGAGAACUAAAAGAUGUCAACUUCUUCAAAGGUAUUCUGAGGAUAAUAGGUUUGGGGAGAAUGGAAAAUGGAAACGAGGCUAAGAUGGCAUGCUUGAAGAAUAAGCAACACCUUCGUGCUCUGUAUUUGUAUUUUAAUCAAUACACGGGUGUUUCACGAGUUGAUGAGGAAGUCUAUGAUGAAGAAGAAGAAAAAGAAGAAAAAGAAGAAGAAGUAGAAGUAGUUGAUGGGGAAGAUAUGUUAUCGAGGAGGAGGAUGGAGGAUGUGUUGGAAAGUCUCCAACCACAUCCAAACCUUGAGAUACUAUCAAUUAAUGACUACCCUGGUGUUGUGUUCCCAAAUUGGAUGAGUAGUCCUGCAACCUUCAUGAAUUUCUCCAAUCUGGUUUUCUUGGAACUGAGUGAGUGCAGUAAGUGUAAGCAAUUGCCUCCGACUCUAGGGAAAUUACCAUCCCUUGAAACCCUUGUAAUAAUUGGCAUGGAUAAGGUGAAAUUUAUGGGUGUUGAGUUUUUUUGGAAUCGAUGAUGAUGGUGCUACAAGAAGAAACUCUGUAAUUGAUGCAAUAUUCCCAAAGUUGAAAGUAUUUCACUUGUCGAAUAUGUCGAAUUUGGAGGAGUGGGACAUGAGAAUACAUAAACAAGAUCGGAAAGAGUUCAUCUUUAUGCCGUGUCUCCAGUAUCUCUUUCUUUUAUUAUUGCCCAAGUUAAGGUUGUUUCCACAGCACCUUACCCAAGCUACAACCUUGAUGAAAUUGUUCAUAUGGGACUGUCCAAAGUUGACUUGGAUGCAGUUGCCAUCUCCAUCCUCAUCAUCAUCCCAUAAUCUUCCUCCUUUUCUACAAGUUGAGGAGUUGAUUUUAAAGGAAGACGCAGGUUCAUUUUCAAAGGCAUUAGUACGAAACAACCACGUUUUUCUCCCUAAGCUCAAGUUGCUGCGUGUGAGACUAUCACCUUACUCUUCGUUACCUAAAGGCUUAGGGAAACUCACAUCACUUGAGAGUCUGGAUAUCCGAACCUGUUCUAAGAUCAAGUCAAUACCUGAGGAGGUGGGGGAGUUGCAACAUCUCACCGCACUCCAGGAGUUGAGGAUCAUGAGGUGUCCUGCCUUGAGACGACGUUGCCAAAAGGAGAUUGGAGAAGAUUGGAACAAGAUAUCCCACAUCCCAAACAUCUUCAUCGAUGACAAGAAGAUCAAAUGAAGAAGAGGG
Messenger RNA from Telopea speciosissima, 2092 nucleotides. RefSeq names its product putative disease resistance protein RGA3. Bases 1 to 1410 code for a protein of 469 amino acids. Gene Ontology annotation, molecular function: ADP binding. The transcript is spliced from 6 exons. The record is from RefSeq and is a predicted model, not a curated record. NCBI's taxonomy places the organism in Eukaryota, Viridiplantae, Streptophyta, Magnoliopsida, Proteales, Proteaceae.